Molecule: messenger RNA, 985 nt
Organism: Zootoca vivipara (common lizard)
Lineage: Eukaryota; Metazoa; Chordata; Lepidosauria; Squamata; Lacertidae
Gene: SMIM43
Product: small integral membrane protein 43
Source: RefSeq, a predicted model, not a curated record
GAGCAGCCGCCGCUGCCCCCGGACCGAGACCGGAUUCUUCUUCGGACGGUCCCGACCUUGCCAAGGAACAUGAUGUGGCGGCGAGGAGCAGCAGAUCGGCAAGGCGGCGGCGCUUGCCAGGGCGGCUGAAUGUCCCGAUCCCAUCCCACCAUCAAAACACACACACCCCGCCUCCCUCCCUGGAGUCCGGAGCAGGGCAGUUAGUGACUGAUGGGAACCUGUAGGCAAGGAGUAGCAGCGGUGACGGCAGCAGCAGCAGCAGCAGUAUGGAGUGGGAAUUCAACUUGCUCCUCUACCUGGCGCUUUUCUUCCUCUUGCUCUUCCUGCUCUUCCUGCUGCUCUUCGGGGUCAUCAAGCAGCUCAAGAACUCCGUGGCCAGCACGGCGGGCGGCCAGCCCGGGAGACACUCCUUGCGCGAGCCCUGGGGCUUCUUCCGAGAGCAAGCCCUAUGACGGAGCCCCGCGCCGGGGGGAAAGGGCUGCUGCGCAACUCCGGCUCUAGGGGACGCUGCGGAGGACCUCUCAGGCCACGACGCCACCGCCUGGUAUCCCCCCUCCAUCCCCCCUGCAAACAUUCGGUGGGGAGGAGGGGGGCUCUAGAUACGGGAGCCAAGACACAGAUACCUAACUGAAGUUUGCAAAGUGACCAACCUGAUAUGUCUUGUUUACUUCCAGUGAGCUGCUAAUCUACAAAAGACAUGGUGUCAAUGAUUUGCUCAGUUGAGAUGGACUCCCCUGUGCCACUAGGCAUUAGGACAGGAAUGCCAUAUCACUUGUCAUUGAACAUAAUAAGACUAUGCUCUUUGGAGAAAGGCAAUCUGGUUGAAAAGGCAGCUGUGCUUGGAGACUGGACAAGUCGCGGAGUCAACCGAUAAUGGCCAUGCAACGUAGCAAAACUGAAUGUGUUUUAGUGGUGAACUGCAACCUGCAUUUUAAAAUGCCUAUCAUGUUCUUUUUCUUUUUCUUAUUUGCCAAUUCUCACAAAU